CGAAGCACACGCUUUCUCUCUCUCUAAAAGCAUUAUAUUUUAUUCGAGAAAUAAAAAAUAUGCGCAAAUCGAACACUCACAAGCGCAGAUCUGGUGUUUGAUCAUUUGCCCCACUCACACCAAACACAAAAAACCCAUUCUUUUUCCUCUUCCAUUUUCUGACCAAAGUGGAAAGUGGGAAUUCAACUGUUCAGCUUUAGCUCACUUCUUGAUCUUUUUUGUUUAAUCCACAAGAAAAGGGCAGCUGAAAAAAAAAAAGGUGGUGCAGUGAGUGAGAUUGAUCUGAUUUGGGAAUUCAAGAUUUUUUUUUAUGGUGUAAAGUUUUGAUUUUUUUUGGAGGGGUGUGGUUAUAUUGUGGUGGGGUUUGGAUGUUGUGCAAGAGUGUAGUAUGUGGUGAGAAAUGAGGUUUUGGGUUAUUGAGAAAUGGGGUGUGUUUUUGGGAAACAGAUCCAGUCGAGUAGGGAUCUUGUAGUUGAGAAGGAGAGAGAGAAAGAUUUGGCCUUGUCAUCAGGGAGGCGAGAGAAAGUAGUGGUUGGUUCAGUUAGUAAAUCCGAGGAGGGAGGUGGUGGUGGAGGAGGAGGAGGGGGUGGUGAGGUUCAGAAUGGGGGCCAGAAGGAGGAGGAGGAGCGGAAGGAGGAGAAUGCACGACGGCCAAGGGGCGGGAGGAGGAGGUCGAGGCCAAAUCCGAGGCUAAGUAAUCCUCCUAAGCACAUCCAUGGCGAGCAAGUGGCUGCCGGUUGGCCGUCUUGGCUCUCUGCUGUGGCCGGGGAGGCCAUCAACGGAUGGACACCUCGUCGUGCUGAUUCAUUCGAAAAAAUUGAUAAGAUCGGACAAGGUACUUAUAGUAAUGUGUAUAAAGCUAGAGAUACCAUAACGGGGAAGAUUGUCGCGUUGAAGAAGGUUAGGUUUGAUAACUUGGAACCCGAGAGCGUGAGGUUCAUGGCGAGGGAGAUAUUGAUCCUGCGCCGCUUGGAUCAUCCCAAUGUCGUGAAGCUGCAAGGACUGGUGACAUCUCGGAUGUCGUGUAGCUUGUACCUCGUGUUUGAUUACAUGGAGCAUGAUUUAGCCGGCCUUGCAUCGAGCCCCGGGGUCAAGUUUACUGAGCCCCAGGUCAAAUGCUACAUGCGUCAGUUGUUAUCCGGCCUCGAGCACUGCCACAGCCGCCAUGUGUUGCACCGUGAUAUCAAGGGGUCGAACCUCCUCAUUGACGACGGAGGGGUGCUCAAGAUUGCUGAUUUCGGAUUGGCUUCCACCUACGACCCUAACAGCAAGCAGCUCAUGACUAGCCGCGUGGUUACCCUUUGGUAUAGGCCGCCGGAGCUGCUUCUUGGUGCGACUGAGUAUGGUGUCGGGGUGGACUUGUGGAGCGCGGGAUGCAUCUUGGCCGAGCUAUUCGCUGGGAAGCCUAUCAUGACCGGAAGAACCGAGGUGGAGCAGCUGCACCGGAUCUUCAAGCUAUGCGGCUCUCCAUCGGAGGAGUACUGGAAGAAGGCGAAGCUUCCUCACGCGACCAUAUUCAAGCCCCAGCAGUCGUACAAAAGAUGCAUACACGAGACGUUUAAGGACUUCCCGCCAUCAGCGUUGUCUCUGAUCGACACGCUCCUUGCGAUUGAUCCGAGCGAGCGUCAAACUGCUGCAUCGGCACUAGAGAGCAAAUUCUUCACGACCGAGCCUCACGCGUGCGAUCCCUCCAGCCUCCCGAAGUAUCCACCGAGUAAGGAGAUGGAUGCCAAACGUCGCGAUGAAGAAGCUCGAAGGUUGAGAGCUGCCGGUAAAGCCCAAAACGACGCUGGCAAGAAGGCUCCUCGUCCACGGGAACGAGGAAUCCGGGCAAUGCCCGCCCCCGAAGCCAACGCUGAGCUACAAACCAACAUCGAUAGACGACGGCUGAUCAGUCACGCGAACGCAAAGAGCAAGAGCGAGAAGUUCCCUCCUCCGCACCAGGACGGAGGAGGGCUCCGUUUCCCUCUUGGCUCGUCCCAUCACGUCGAUCCGGCCUUUGAUCCUCCCGACGUGCCAUUCACUUCCAUGAACUUCUCCUACGCCAAGGACCCGAUCCAGGCCUGGUCGGGCCCGUUGGUGAACCCUUCCGCGUUCGGAGCUCCCCGGAGGAAAUCCAAGCCGUCGAAGAAGGAUCAUCGCAGAGACAAGAACUCCGCCCGAGGCAACGAGACGAGCACGGUGACGUAGCAUCGUUUUCGACACUUGUUCAACACAAUGUAGGUGCGGAUGCUGCAAACUCGCGCGCUGCGUCCGAGCCAAGAAACGUCGGACUGCCUCGAGAGGUGACGGAAUCCGGUUCUCGUGUUUUUCGACUGUUCUUGGGAAUCAGCAGAGCCUUUCUUAUGUG
Molecule: messenger RNA, 2350 nt
Organism: Salvia miltiorrhiza (redroot sage)
Lineage: Eukaryota; Viridiplantae; Streptophyta; Magnoliopsida; Lamiales; Lamiaceae
Product: probable serine/threonine-protein kinase At1g54610
Exons: 8
Coding region: 424-2190 (588 amino acids)
Biological process (GO): positive regulation of transcription elongation by RNA polymerase II; protein phosphorylation
Cellular component (GO): nucleus; cyclin-dependent protein kinase holoenzyme complex
Molecular function (GO): ATP binding; RNA polymerase II CTD heptapeptide repeat kinase activity; cyclin-dependent protein serine/threonine kinase activity
Source: RefSeq, a predicted model, not a curated record